AUGUCCCACCAGAGUAUCGUCCACCUCUGCCUGGACGUCCCUGUCCAUGGCGUUUGUGUGCUGGGCACGAGCCUCAUCGUGGACAUCAGCGGGUGCGCCCCCAAGAACUGUGAGUCCUUCACGAUCAUCUGCUCCCCGAGGGUCCUGGUUGUCCUGAACAGCAAGGUGACCAGUGGGAAGGACAAAGCCAUCGUCUGGCACUCGCUGUCCAAGCCUGUGAGCGCACUGGUGAGGAUGGUGCUUCCCAGCUCUAACGUGGACGAGGACAAGGUGCUGGUGUCCUACUACCGUGCCAACGAGGAGGUCCCCUUGGCCACAGCAGUGCUGUACCUCACUGGCAUUGAGGUCUCCUUGCAGGCGGAUGUCUACCGUGACGGGCAGCAUGAGAUGCCAGUCAACAAGCAGACUAAGGAAAAGUGGGUCUGGGGCCCUUCUGGCUGGGGGGCCAUCCUGCUGGUGAACUGCAGCCCGGCUGAUGUGAGCCAGGACACCAAGACGGUGAUAUCAGAAGAUAUAAAGGACCUGUCCCAGAUGAUACUGAGUGUCCAAGGCCCCACCUGUGUCUUAAAGAACUACCAGCUGGUCCUCCACACCUCCGUGGAAGAAGCCGACAAGGCCAGAGUCUACUGGCCACAUGGAGACUCCUCUAACGCCUUUCAGAUUGUGCUGGGGCCUGGCCAUAACUCCUACACCUUUUCCCCCCUGGUGAACCUUGGGAAAGAGACCUUCUACGUGGAAGGAAUAGAGUUCCCAUCUGCCGACUUCUCAGGCCUGAUCUCCUUCUCCAUCUCCCUGAUUGAAGAUCCUCCAGCUCUGUCGAUUCCAGAGGCCCCGGUGUACAAGGACACCGUAGUGUUCCGGGUAGCUCCCUGCAUCUUUACCCCCAGCACCCAGAUGCCGCUAGAGGUGUACCUGUACAGAGACGUGAAGGUCCAGGGCUUUGUGGACACGGUGGUGGCGCUGAGCGAGAAGACUGACUGCCAGGUGGCGUCUGUGUACGAGGACCCCAGCCGCCAGGGCAGGUGGCUCCAGGAUGAGAUGGCCUUCUGCUACACUGAGACUCCUCACAAGAUGACGUCUUUUGUCCUCGACACCCCUCGGGCUGCCAAGCUUGAUGAGUUCCCCAUGAAAUAUGCACUGAGCCCUGGUGUUGGCUACAUAAUCCAAGACACCAAGGACCACACGGUGGCCAGCCUGGAUACCAUCGGGAACCUGAUGGUGUCCCCACCUGUCAAGGCCCAAGGCAAAGAGUACCCCUUGGGCAGAGUCCUCUUUGGCAGCAGCUUCUACCCCAGCACUGAGGGCCGGGCCAUGAGCAAGAGCCUCCGUGACUUCCUCUACGCGCAGCAGGUUCAGGCGCCCGUGGAGCUCUUCUCAGACUGGCUGAUGACCGGCCACGUGGACGAGUUCAUGUGUUUUGUCCCGGUGGAAGAUAAGGGCGAAGACGCAAAGGGCUUCCGGCUGCUCCUGGCCAGUCCCUGCGCCUGCUACAAGCUGUUCCGUGAGAAGCAGGAGGAGGGCCACGGGGAUGCGACUCUGUUUGAGGGUGUCAGCACUGACCUGCUGCACUCUAAUGGAAGGGAGGCCAAAACAAUCAACCAAUUUCUUGCUGAUGAAAGCUUGAGAAACCAGAACAACUAUGUAGAGAAGUGCAUUCACCUGAACCGUGCCAUCCUGAAGGAGAGGCUGGGCCUGCAGGAGGAGGACAUCAUCGACAUCCCCCAGCUCUUCUGCCUGGAGCAGCUGACCAAUGUCCCCUCAGACCAGCAGCCCCGCAAACUCUUUGCAAGGCCCUACUUCCCUGACGUGCUGCAAAUGAUCGUGAUGGGCAAGGAUCUGGGGAUCCCCAAGCCCUUUGGGCCACAAAUCAAGGGCACCUGUUGCCUGGAAGAAAAGAUCUGCCACUUACUGGAGCCCCUGGGCCUCUCGUGCACCUUCAUUGAUGACUUUGACUGCUACCUGACGGAUGUUGGGGAUUCUUGCGCCUGUACCAACAUCCGCCGGGUGCCCUUUGCCUUCAAGUGGUGGAAGAUGUUGCCUUAGCCCCGCUCCAGCACCAAUAGCCCAUUAUCACCAUGCAGUAACAUGAUUCCUGGGCCGAUAGUAGGGGUGGCUGGAGAGCUGACGCAAUGCUUCCCUUGCCCUGGUCACCCCUGUCCUCCAGAUCCAGCGGGGUGGUAAGUGCUACCAGCUCAAACCUCCUGGAACGGGCAGAUGGGAAAAUGAUCUCCAACUAUGUUUACUAAAGAGCCAAUAAAGCUCAGCU
This is a messenger RNA of Chinchilla lanigera (long-tailed chinchilla), 2266 nucleotides long. It is a transcript of the gene Padi6, whose product is annotated as peptidyl arginine deiminase, type VI. Gene Ontology annotation, cellular component: cytoplasm. The coding region runs from base 1 to 2043 and encodes 680 amino acids. The transcript has 16 exons. The record is from RefSeq and is a predicted model, not a curated record. Gene Ontology annotation, molecular function: protein-arginine deiminase activity; calcium ion binding. NCBI's taxonomy places the organism in Eukaryota, Metazoa, Chordata, Mammalia, Rodentia, Chinchillidae.